AUGGAUCCCCUCAACACUUCAGAUCCUGACGAAGUCGCAAGUCUGGAAGUUAUCCGGCUUUACGAAAUAGUGUCUCUGUGCCUUUUCUUCGGUGGACUGGUUUACGUCUGGCGCUCAAGAAACCCCGUCUUCUAUGGUGUCUAUUUCGCUUCCUCAAUCGGCGGGGGCGUAAUGGAAUGGAUAUUCGACAGCAAAUAUUACUUCAGGCUGACGACGGAUGAGCGGUUCAUCACUGCGUGGACCAUUGCGGAAGAAAAGGCAGCACUGGCGAUGAUUCUAUUCUACGCCUUUUUCUUCGGGAUCCCGCUCGUCUUGCUCGACUUCUAUCGCGCAAUCCUGUAUAGAAAGUUCGGAUAUUACACCACCUAUUUCCUGGUGGUGAUCCUUGGCACCAUCGGCACCCCAAUGUUCGAAUGCACGAACACAUCGGUGGCCCACAUCUACAAGUACCACCAACGAGACGAAUACUUGUUCUACGGCAUGCCUUAUUCAAAUUUUUGGUUUGGGGCGCUGAUGAUGACCCUGCCUUUCUGGAGCUUAGAGCAAGCGCACAUUCUGGUGAAGUUCAUAUCCCGCACAAGCCUGUCGAGAUGGAGGCAGAAGAUGCUGGCUUGCGAGGUUGGCUUUGCCAGCGUCAUUUCGGCCUUUUUUGUCGCGGCAACAAUUAAUGGAGUGUGGUAUUGCCUUGCCGGGGACGUUUGGACACCGACACCUAGACUGUUUUAA
Messenger RNA from Ilyonectria robusta, 726 nucleotides. RefSeq lists its product as uncharacterized. Bases 1 to 726 code for a protein of 241 amino acids. The transcript has a single exon. Lineage: Eukaryota; Fungi; Ascomycota; Sordariomycetes; Hypocreales; Nectriaceae. The record is from RefSeq and is a predicted model, not a curated record.